AUGUCUACCCCUCCGGGAAGGGACACUAAGAACGAUGGCCCCCCUCCACCGCCACCAGCCGAGGAUCCACGCUCAAAAAUCUCUCCCUUUGUUUUGAAGCUAAGAAGCGCUCCUCCCAACUAUUAUUAUCAAGCACCAAAACCGUCUCCGAUAAUCGACUUACUUACUGCACCUACUGGCCCAUACUUCUUUUAUGGGACAUUGACUGAUCCAUCCAUGAUUGCGGAGAUUCUCAACCUAGAAAAGGAGCCUGAGCUCCGCCCGGCGUUUAUCUUGGGUUACAAGUGCAGAAUGUGGGGCCAAUACCCAGCUUUAGUUGACGCCCCGGGCUCGAUAGUUGAAGGCGCUGUGUACCUUGUCCGAACAGCAGAGGAUGGCGAGAAGCUUGCCGCCUAUGAGACAAGAAAUUACUGCACCGAGUCUUGUCUUAUUAGAUACUCAGAUAAUAAAGGACCAUCUCAAGACCUUGGAUACACGUUUAAGUUUGCCGGAAAUCCGAAUGAUUUGAGCGAAGGCACCUUCGACUUGAGGACUUGGUUGAAAAUGAUGGGAAGACAGACCGCCCUGGAUAAAUUAGAUGCUAAAAAACACAUAACCUAUUAA
Molecule: messenger RNA, 603 nt
Organism: Aspergillus tanneri
Lineage: Eukaryota; Fungi; Ascomycota; Eurotiomycetes; Eurotiales; Aspergillaceae
Product: gamma-glutamylcyclotransferase family protein
Exons: 1
Coding region: 1-603 (200 amino acids)
Source: RefSeq, a predicted model, not a curated record